AUUCCAGAAGUGGGAUUUGAAAAUAAUCACGUGUAAAAUUCUUAACAACCUGUUGCCCAAAGCUAAACUUGAAUGUGAAAAUAUCCCAAUGGUCAGCAGGAGGACAUUUCUUUACCCACAUAACUUCAGUCCAAAUAGAUUACUUCUGUCUAUUUAUACCCUCCCCCUGAGUCUUUUUUUGGACAUUGUUUCUCUGUGAACUCUUUUAUUACACUGUGAACAGACUCAUAACACACCAUGCUCUCUUCUGUCAUCACUGGGUUAGUCAGGCUAAUUUUUGCUCUGUGCUGUACAGAUACAGUGUCUUAAAUGUUGAGCCAAUUUUUUUUUGUGCUGUUUAUUUGAGAACACGCAAUGUGCAUACUCAGCACAACGGAGCAUAACAUGGGAUAUGCCUUUGGGAGCUGAGGUAUCAACACUUAUUUCUGAGGUCAAGAUGAGGUAGCCUUCCAGAGAAAUGGGAGGGGCCUCGAAUCCUGCCUUCUCAUCAAAGCCCUGUGACGAAGAAUGGCCACCAGACGUGCUCAUUUAGAGGAUGACCUUUCCUGUCCAAUUUGUGGACAUAUUCUCAGUCAGCCAGUGGUGCUCAAUUGCAGACACAGAUUCUGUAAAGCCUGUCUAAAAGACAGCUGGGAUACACAAGGCAGUGAGGAUUCACACUACUGUCCUCUGUGCUGGCGCCGUGCCUCCAUGGAUCAAAUCGUGGUGAGCUCUGUGCUGGAGAAGUCCUGUGAAUCCUUCAAGCAGGACAGAAGUAAGAAUGACCCAGAGGCUUGUAAAGAGCAUGGAGAAAAGCUCACAUUAUUCUGUCUGGAGGACUUGGAGCCAAUCUGUGGUAUAUGUGGGAAAGCAGCUGCACACACUGGGCACAGGCUCUAUCCCAUUGGGGAAGGUGCUCAUGACUGUAAGGAGGAACUGAAGAGUGCGCUGUUGCCUUUGAAAGAGAAGUUGCAGGUCUACAAGAAGGCGAAAAUGGCCUGUGAGGAAAUGGCAGAACAUGUCAAGAACCAGGCUGAACAUACCGAAACACAGAUCAAAGCGGAAUUUGAAGCCCUUCAUAAUUUCCUAAAGGAGCAGGAGGCUGCCAGACUUUCAGCUUUAAAUGCUGAGAAGGAUCAGAAGAAUCUAAUGGUUAACCAGAGGUUUGAGGAGAUGAGCAGUGAAAUGACAUCUCUCUCCAACACCAUCAGAUUAGUGGAACAGGAGAUGAAAUCUCAAGAUAUCCCAUUUCUUAAGAAUUACAAGGAAACAAUAAGAAGAACUUGGCAACCUUCUCUUGAACCACAAAUGAUUGCUGGUGCUCUGAUUGAUGUGGCCAAGCACUUGGGCUCUCUGAAAUAUAAAGUGUGGGAGAAGAUGAAGAGUAUAGUUAAAUAUAAUCCUGUGAUACUGGAUCCAAACACCGCAGCUAACUGCUUCAUCCUCUCAGAGGAUCUCACAGUUGUGCAGAACUCCACCCAGAUUUUCAAGCUGCCAGACAACCCAGAACGCUUUGACAUCAGUGCUGAGAUGCUGGCUGCUGAGAGCUAUACCUCUGGACGCCACAGCUGGGAUGUGGAGGUAAAGGACAACACCUACUGGGUGGUGGGAGUAGCCAGCGACUCCAUCAACAGGAAGGGUAAACAUGUUCUGACACCAGCAGAGGGAUUCUGGACUAUAAGGUUUCGCAACGGAGAGCACAAGGCCUGCACUGCACCAUGGGAGCCGCUGAACAUGACUAAGAAGCCAGAAGUGAUAAGAAUAGUUUUAGACAUGGACAGAUGCAAGGUGACAUUUUAUAACCCUGGAGAGAGAACACCUCUCUACACCUUCAAAGAUAUAAUCACACCCAGAGCCUUUCCCUACUUUUGCUCUGCCUGCAAAGAGCAUCCACUGAAAAUCCUACCCACAAGGAUACUCUUGUCAACAGACAACUAAUUCACAUUGGAGUGAGACAUAUUGCCAACCAUUGUUUGUAUAAAAAUCAUCCUAUGAUGCUUGUGAAGGUUAUUUUCUUAAUUAAUGACAUGAAACAAACAGAUUUUAAAAUAUUUAAUUUGAGUUACAACAGAAACUGUAGUCUGGAAGACUGGAAAUUGUAAAUAGCCUUAAUACCCAUAUAUUACACUGAUAAGAUGUGUUACAUAAAAUGAGUCACCUGUGUGACUCAGCUUUGCAUGACACAAAAUCACUACUGUGAUAUUCACAAUCUUUUGAGCUCCUUUCCAAGAAAAGCACUACAAAUUGAAACACUAUCUGAUGUUUCAUAAAAGGCACAUACAGUUACCAACUUUUUGUGUAAUUGCAAACCUGUGCAAGUGUUGUUCAGAGGCUCAAAUAUGACAAGUGAGAUUAGUUUUCCAUUGCAUUAAAAAAAAAAAAAAAAAAAAAAAAAACUAUGGUUAGUGUUUUUAGUAAUCAUGUUGAAGUGUGUUCUUUCAGGCUCAUCCUAACACACACCAGUAACUUCAUAGCUUCACACUCAAGUAUUGCUUAAACCUAAAAAAAUAUUCUUGCAGCAUUUUUCAUUAAGUGGAAUCUACUCUGUAACAGAAUUUGUCUUGAUCCUGACCACAUUAUUGUAACAUGUAUUCAUUUCAAAUGGGUUGUGGGAGAUUCCCACUCUGUGUGCGGUGAUGCUCAAAGGCUUUUUGAGGUGUUCAUUUAAUAAUUAAAAACAAGUUAUUAAAGGGUAAAAAAAAAUGCCCUCACAUUA
Perca flavescens (yellow perch) is the source of this 2695-nucleotide messenger RNA. It is a transcript of the gene trim35-13, whose product is annotated as tripartite motif containing 35-13. The transcript is spliced from 6 exons. The record is from RefSeq and is a predicted model, not a curated record. Bases 508 to 1917 code for a protein of 469 amino acids. Gene Ontology annotation, molecular function: protein binding; zinc ion binding. NCBI's taxonomy places the organism in Eukaryota, Metazoa, Chordata, Actinopteri, Perciformes, Percidae.